This is a messenger RNA of Grus americana (Whooping crane), 9100 nucleotides long. It is a transcript of the gene ZC3H12C, whose product is annotated as zinc finger CCCH-type containing 12C. The coding region runs from base 740 to 3406 and encodes 888 amino acids. The record is from RefSeq and is a predicted model, not a curated record. NCBI's taxonomy places the organism in Eukaryota, Metazoa, Chordata, Aves, Gruiformes, Gruidae. Gene Ontology annotation, cellular component: nucleus; cytoplasmic ribonucleoprotein granule. Gene Ontology annotation, molecular function: mRNA binding; metal ion binding; RNA endonuclease activity. The transcript has 8 exons.
CGGACGGGAGUGCCGUGACCGGCGGCGGCUGCCCCGCUCCACGCUCCCGGCCUGGCGCCGCCCAUUGCCGGGGCCGAGCCGGCGCGUGUGUCAACACGGGGCCGCGGCGCCGGCCCUGCCCCCGGCGCCUCUCCGAGGUCGCCCGGCGGAGGUCGCCCGGGCGGCGGAGGCCGCGGCGCGGCGGAGAGGAGCCGCCAUCGCCGCUCGGUGCUUCCCGGGGAGGUAGGAGACGUCCCCGUCCCUCCGGCCCGUUACCCCGGGGGGCCUGCGGGACGGCGCCGGUCGCCCCGCGGCUCGGCAGGCCCCGCGGCCGGCCCCUCGGCGGGCCCCAUCCCUGCGGAAAGUUCUCCUCGACCUCGUCGCUGCCGACCCUGGCGGGAGCCGCGGGCCGAACCGGCAGGAGCGGCCGUGUCUCCCCGCAGCGCCGGGCUGGCCCGCCCGCUGGGUGCUCCCGGGGGCUGGUCCCGCGGCGGCUUUGGGAUCUGCGGCUAUCCCGGGGGACACCCGUACCGGCAGUCUGAGAAGGAAUUUAAAAGUUAUUUCAGACUCGUAAUUCUGCUGUCCCAACUGGAAAGGUCCGGACAAGACCUUUUCAAAGUUUGCCCUGGGGAGUAACAAAGAUUACCCUCUGCAACUGCGAGAUUCGUCAUUCUUCCAGGCUCACCUCACAGCACACACCAGACUACCUCUCCUGACUGCCUGGCCAUUUUAAGCUCUGCACUUCUGUUUGUGACAAGUAAUGACAGUGCUUCAACAAACGGAAUACGGAACACUUCAUAUUCAGGAAUACAAGAAAAACAGCAAAGUGGAGUCAAGUACAUGCAGCAGCUUCAUGGGCUUGAAGGAUCAUCUGGGGCAUGACUUAGGCCACCUCUAUGUGGGGAGCACUGGCACACAAAUAAAUGCAAUUGUACCUUGGUCAAUGGCGGAGAAGCCAACGAUGGAUAAGGUUAAUUCUAGGAAAGAAGAUGUAGACAAAGAGGCAUCUGAAGAGACUUCUGGAAGCUCCAGCUGUGACUCUGAAGAAAGCACAAAUUCUGAUAAUGAUUCAGAGAGACUGAAUAAUUCUGCACCAGAAUCACAUUUAUUGCCUAAGACUCACCGACAGCUGUGCCGAUCUCCUUGCUUAGAGCCUCAUAUACUAAAAAGAAAUGAAAUCUUGCAAGACUUUAGGAUAGAAGAGGCUCAGAUAGUACCUAAGGAAGUCAAAAAGCCCCCUGAUGUGGUGAAAGAAUAUCAAACCAAACUGGAGUUUGCACUUAAGUUGGGUUACUCUGAAGAGCAGGUUCAACUUGUACUAAAUAAACUUGGUACUGAUGCUUUAAUAAAUGAUAUUUUGGGAGAACUUGUCAAGCUUGGGAAUAAAACUGAGCCUGAUCAGACUGUAACUAAUGCUAACACUAGUGUAAUGCGUGAAGCGUCUUCCAUAGAGUCUCAGAGGUCAGAGUCUCCACUGCAGGAGGAUGUGACAGAGGAUGGUGACAACCUGAGGCCAAUAGUUAUCGAUGGCAGCAAUGUUGCAAUGAGCCACGGGAACAAAGAAGUAUUUUCUUGCCGAGGAAUCAAAUUGGCGGUAGACUGGUUUUUGGAGAGAGGUCACAAGGAUGUUACAGUGUUUGUGCCAGCAUGGAGGAAAGAACAGUCGAGACCUGAUGCUCUUAUCACAGAUCAAGAAAUCUUGCGUAAAUUAGAAAAGGAGAAGAUUCUUGUGUUCACACCAUCCCGGCGAGUGCAAGGCAGAAGGGUGGUAUGCUAUGAUGACCGAUUUAUAUUGAAGUUGGCCUUUGAGUCAGAUGGCAUCAUUGUUUCUAAUGAUAACUACAGGGAUCUAGCUAAUGAAAAGCCUGAAUGGAAGAAGUUCAUAGAUGAACGCUUGCUGAUGUAUUCGUUUGUUAAUGACAAAUUUAUGCCUCCUGAUGAUCCUCUUGGCCGCCAUGGUCCAAGUCUGGACAAUUUUCUUAGGAAGAAGCCUAUUGUGCCAGAACAUAAGAAGCAACCCUGUCCAUAUGGGAAGAAAUGUACCUAUGGACACAAAUGCAAAUACUAUCAUCCAGAAAGAGGAAAUCAGCCUCAGCGAUCUGUAGCUGAUGAACUUCGUGCCAUGUCUAGAAGCACAGCUGCCAAAACUACAAGUGAAGGAGGACUGGUAAAAAGCAAUAGUGUUCCCUGUAGCACUAAAAACGAUGGGACUUCUGACCUGAAGCGUGCUGCUCCAAAGAGGCAAUCGGAUCCUAGUAUAAGGACUCAAGUCUAUCAAGACUUGGAGGAAAAGCUUCCCACCAAAAACAAAUUGGAAACCAGGUCUGUACCUUCUUUAGUUAGUAUACCAAGUUCCUCUGCUGCAAAACCCCAAAGUACUGCACCUUUAACUAACGGCCUUCCAUCCGGAGUUCACUUUCCACCUCAGGAUCAAAGACCACAGGGACAGUAUCCUACAGUGAUGAUGGCAACCAAAAAUCACGGAACACCAAUGCCUUAUGACCAGUAUCCAAAAUGUGAGUCUCCUGUGGAUGUAGGGUAUUACUCUAUGCUGAGUGCAUAUUCAAAUCUAAGUAUAUCUGGUCCACGUAGUCCUGAAAGGCGCUUCUCCUUGGACACAGAUUAUAGGAUUAGCUCUGUAGCUUCUGACUGCAGCAGUGAAGGGAGCAUUAGCUGUGGCAGUAGUGAUUCCUACGUGGGUUACAGCGAUCGCUCUUACAUGAGUUCGCCUGACCCACAGCUAGAGGAGAACUUGAAGUGCCAACAUAUGCACCCCCACAGCCGCCUUAACACUCAGCCCUUCCUACAGAGCUACCAUGAGCCUCUCACACGAGUGCAAAGCUAUAGUCACGAAGAACCAAAGCAUCACCACAAACCUCCAGUUCCAUACAUGGCUGUCCAUCUACAGCAUCCAACAGUCGGUGCUCGUUCUAGUUGUCCAAACGACUACUCUACAGCUCAGAGUUCAUCACAUUCAAAGACCAUGCAUCUGGGGAGAGCCCUCGUGUCCAUGAGAAUAGACAGCAUUUCAGACUCGCAUUUAUAUGAUAAUUCUCCAUUGAGACACAGAAAGCCUUACUCUGGCCAGGAUGGGCUUGGAAGUUGGGAUAGGCAGAGUUACGGGAUGGAUGCAUAUGGCUACCGCCAGACCUACUCCUUGCCGAGUAACCCCACACAGCCGUGUUAUGAGCAGUUUGCCUUCCAAAGCUUACCUGAACAGCAGGACCAGACCUGGCGUGUACCCUACUGUGGAAUCCCUCAAGACCUUCCAAGGCACCAGGACACCCGGGAGAAGGUUUACAUAAAUCUCUGCAACAUCUUCCCCCCUGAUCUUGUGAGGAUGGUUAUGAAGAAGAACCCUUACGUGACGGAUGCUCAGCAGCUUGCUGCAGCCAUCUUAGUGGAAAAAUCUCAGCUAGGUUAUUGAGAGAUGAUGCAUCUUUGUGGUGUCUAGUAGUUUUCAGCUCAGCUCUAAUGCUGAGGGAGGUUUGCUACAAUAGCAUUUGGGAUCUCCUUCUCAGCAAGGAGGUUAUAUAGUAAUCCGUUUAUGAGAAAUACUGUAUCAUGGAGUCUGUAUGUAUAGCCCCAUGCAUCGGAAGUACCAGAUAAGUUUUGUGCUCUAGUUUGAAAAUUUUUAAAUGGCUAUUUUCACAGCUGGAGAAUGUUCCAGUUUAAAUUAAUAUAUAUAUAUAUAAAAAAAAAUAAUCUGUGGUCUCUGGUUAUAAUCUUUGGUGCAUCAGGGGUUUAUAUGCAGCACUUUCUAUCCUUGUUACAUGUUGUUAGGAUUUUUGUUUUCGUUUUUUAACUUGCUGGAUGUUUGUCCUUAGGCUGCCUGGUAUUAACCUGCAGAAAGAGGAUUUUGCUACUUCUGGCAGGCAAUUUUCAAGCCAAGUUUUUGAACUUUUUACAACACCAUAAGUAUGUAUGUAUGUUUGUUUUUGUGAGCUUUUUUGUGCUAUAAUCAUCUAUUUAUAGGAAACAAAGAUUUACUACAGCACUGACUUCAUUUUUUAAACAAAUAAGUUACCAGUUAAUGGUGAAAUGGGUAACAAUAUAUUAGUAAUUUAUAGUACGGCACUUUUCAUUGCUUGCUUUGGUUUGUUUAAGUAGUUACAUGUUUUGUUCAUGCAGUCAAUUAGUAAGAUCAGAUGCAAUCAGAGGAGGAAAAAAAAGAUUUUUUUUUUUUUUUUUUAAUUUAUGAAUAAGGUAAAAGCCUUCUUGCCUGAUUUUCAAAGGUGCUGAGAAUUUGCAGCCCCCUUUGAACCUAGGAGAAGCCGCAAAGGCUCAGAACCUCCCCGAACCCUUUCAAUUCAGCUCUGUGUAUUUCUGGUCAGUAGAAGGGGGCCUGAAAUCGUAGGGUCCCGUUUAGUUGUUUUAUGUGUUUUUUCUUUGUAUUGCUGCACAAGUGUACUGGAUAAAAUACGCUUUUCAUAAAAUAUUUACCUGUUUUUAAAUGAAUUUAAUUAUCUCAAUGCAAGUUUUGUAUUUAAGAUACUGUUUGAUUUUUCUUGCUAUUUAUCAAGGCUGGCCUGAAAAGGUUUUGUGUGUUGAGGAUAUGCAACAUUUAUUAACUGCACUAUGGUAAUGAUAUUGUAGCUCAAAAUAAUAACUUAAACUUUUUUUUUUUCCCCCCUGUUUUGGUUAGGGAGGGUUGCAGGGAGAGAAGAUACCGUAUGUGUUUCUGAACUUAGUUUUUGGCCUGUUGCAUCGUGUAGGCCUGAUUCUUGCCACAAAUAGUGUAGUUUUAGAAACAGACAAACCAAGUCUGGUUUAGUAUUAGUAAGGGAUGUUUCUGGUUUUAAGUCAUGGGUUUUACUAGCACCUCGUAAGCUUUAUAUAUAUACACACACACACACACACACACAUAUAAUAGAAAUAGAUUUUGCAAUUGAUGUCAGAUGAACUUACAUGACAUAGUUGCCGGCAGUUUGAGGUUUCCAUCCAUUGUAACGACGUUCAGUGUUUAAAAAAAAAAAAUUUAAAAAAAUCACUAGUUUACACUAUAACUGCCAAUAAUUUCGGUACACUUGCUGGAAUUUAAAGUAAGACCCUGAAGAACCAGAAAGUACCUUUUACUGUUGAUACAAAUUGUAUCUUUUUAACUGAGAAUGAUUUUGAUUUGUAGAUUUAGUAGAAACACAAAUGUAUAAUUAUAACUAGUCUUUUGGGCAACAUUUUAUCCCUUAUUUAAAAAUUAGAGAUUUCAGACAUAGAAUAGACCUAGGGAAAUAAAAGUAGGUAUUUAUUUAGGUGUCUGUGUCAAUUUCACGUACUAAAAAGAAAAAAGAAACUAUUGGCAUCUUCUUCCUUCUAAAAUCUUUGUAGUGGGAACUCACUAAAAUAAAGGUAAAAUGCUGCCUGAAAAUGAUGUCCAAGCACCUUUGAAUACGAAGACGUUUUCACUACUUGUGUGACACCGUGUGUUGCAGCGAGUAGGGUUUGGGUAUACAGUAAAUGCUUCUAAAGAGCAUUAUGCUUAUAGACAUAUCCAAUAAUCUGAACCAUGUUCAGCAAACCGAUUCAGGACAUAGUGCUCACGCAGCUUCCGCUGCUGAUGCGCUGCGGAAUCUGCCGUCGCCUGUCCCUGCGGCGAUACCGGAGGGGCUCUACGCCAUCUGUCCUGCGUUGUCUGUUUAGGGAGAGGACUUCUUCACCUGUGGCAACAGUUUUUCCCUGGAUUUGGUUGGUCGCCACCCGUAGAGCAUGUUUUAAUGUAGAGAUCGAUGCAGCGCUGACGCUGAGGUUUGGACUGGGAAAUGGGUCUCAUCUUAGUUGUACACUAAGACUUUUUUAAAUUGAAUUACACUUAAGUACUACACCAUAGUGUAGAUGCAGCUGUUUUAAUAAUGCAUUUAUUAUAUUUGUGUUUUUAAGGGGUUUCUACCUUUAUUUUUUAUGUAGGAAUUUACUUUUGCCAAAAGUUGAAUUCCUUUAAGCAUGACCAGAAACGUGUAUGUAAUAGAGGCAUUUUGUCUUUUUCCCUAUCACAUGAGCAUCAGAAUGCUUCCUACCGCCUACGUGUCUGGCCUAGAGAGCGGGCUUAGCCAUGUUGUUAAAACGGUGCAAGGAGACACGUGGGACUGUGUGCUGCAGCGCCCAGACCUGCGUUAUCAGUAUUGAUUGCCUCCGCGUAUGUCUAAUGCAGUAUUGAAUCCCUGAAAGUGUGUCAAUUGCUAGAGAAUUCUUGUAGUAGGUUCUGUGCUUUGUACUCAAGCACUAAAAAUGCUUUAAAAGUGUAAGAACAGGAGUAAUUUGGUGGGUUUUAAUGUUGUGCAAUGAUGUGCUAGUUCCCCUUAGACUCUCUUAUGUUGGGUAAAGCAAAUUUACUGUGGACAAAAUAUCAGCCUUGAUAAUUCCUUUGGUUUUGCUGUGAUUGAUAAUAGAGAGGAUGCGGAGUUGCAUGCGAAUUCCUCCAUGACGAAGAGUUCAGUCUAUAUUUUUAACAGGCUGUAGAGAGGACACCAGUAAUAAACAUGCAAGCAAUGAUACCGGUCAAAUUUGUCAAUGUAAUUGCGUUGAUGCAAAUAACUGAACUGUACCAUCCCGUGUUUGUUAAACAGCAAAAGGUGGUUCCGUGAUGCUGUCUUUGCCCCAGUUGAGUGCCAGCGUUGCAGUGAAGGAUAAAUACCUUCAAGUUAGGCCUGUCGCACCACUAAGAGGGCAACACAUCCCUUCGUCUUCAAUACUUGAGAGUUGUUUUGAUACUUACCAGAAACUCUGUAUUUUUGAUACAAUCCCAAUCUGUAAUAGCUACAUCAGUAAUAGUGUAUGGAUACACAGUAUUUUGAACGCACAUUUACAUUAGGCAUCUGCCCACAACUGUUUUGUAUACAACGUGUUGCCAAUAUUUAAGAGUUUUUAAAUAUGUCCCACGGAUACCUAAUUUCGAGCUAAAUAUACCCAGGUUAUGACAGUAUUAAUCACUUUGUUGUCUUUUUUUUUUUUUUUUUUUAAAUGGGGGUGGGGGGGCAUACACACACAUAUACACAAACACUUGGCAAGUGGGUUUAAGACUACUGCUAGUAGUCUGAGGUGAGAUCAUAUCUUUUCAGGUGUCCUGUUUUCUUUGGUAUGUUUGAAUUGUAGCUCAGUCCUCCACUGCAAAACAGCUCUGGGGAGAGCCAAAAGCCCAAUGAGUUGGUGUGACACCCCAAAAAAGAAGCCGUGCCAGUCUGGUGAAGCCCCUGAAGGGGAUUUUUGCAGCCUUGGAGUACAUGGACAGUUGUUGAUUUGUUGACCAUCUUCUGCUGUGAAAGUUGUAGCUAAUGGUGAACACUUCUCAUAAAAUAUCAAAGCUAUCAGUGUAAACCAGAGUACCUCACUUGAAUCGGAAAGCAGAGGGCGUUCACCUCAGCAAGGUGAGCGCCGGAGGAUGAAAUGCCUUGGGUGAGAGAUACUGCAGCAUCUUGCCGCAGUAAGAGACUACCAAAACAUUCAUCAGGUUUUAUCCGUUGAUGGUUUGACCAAGGUAUUUUUGAUGUGUAAAGCUUGAAAAAUGAGACACAAUGCUUUCAUACUGUCCAGAGCAUUUAGAAAAAUACCCAACUGACUUUGCAUUGCUACUGAAAAUUUAAAAUACUGUGCAAUUAAAGAGACCAUUUUUUAAAUAAAAAUAAUUUUGAAAUUAUUUAUUUUGAUUUACAGUGUGACUCUUACUAAUUUAUUCCUUGCAUUAUAAGGCUGUGGUGGAGUGCUGUUUAUAUUUUUUAUUUAUCAUUGGAACUAAAACUGCUGAGAAGAAAAAACAAUAGAUUUAAACUUAAAACUCUAUGGCCUUGUUUUGUUUUUUUAUAAAAGGGCUGAGGUUUUAUAAAUGUCAAAUCCUGUGUUUUAUAUACUUUGUAAAUUUUAGAGAAGUGUAGUUUAGGAAUUGUGUUCAAAUUAAAUCUGUGUGUGCACAUCGUUUAGACUAACCAUGCAACUAAUCCUAAAAUCAUCUGUGUUAAAUGACUGUUCCAGCUAACCUUUUGCUAGGUAACAUGAGAGGCGUUCAGACUUCACCUUUAAAUGUUCUCAAAUACAUUUCAUAUAUCUUAAGGUUUCAUCAGAACAGGUGUUUGCAUGCGAGCCAUCCUGGGUGCAUACACUGGGUUUUCCUUGCAGCGCAUUACACGCUGAAGUACGUAGAUGAUGUUUGUACAGGCACUGGCAACCACUGCGUGCUCUUCAUAGUUAGGAGUAUGUUUUAAAUAAUUUUCCAUCUUUAGUCUUAAAGGUUUGUCCUAACUUGUUGCUUGAAGGGUGUAUUACUCUGUCUACCCUUCACCCUAAAUGAAUGCAAUACUUCUCCUGCCCUCUCUCAGAGUUGGCAGCCAGUUGAGAGCCCACUCUCCUGAACGCCUACACACGUGCCCAACAAGCACAAGUACUCGCCUGGGCCGAUUUUAGUGGCAUUUGAGGAGACCUGAGUAAAAGGGGCAUGUGUGUAAGUGCGGGAGGAGGGGGGGCCUUGGGGAGCACAGCUGGAGCAGCGCCUGCUCCUAGGAGGAGGUGAGAUCUCGCUGGUGCUGGCAGGUCCUUCAGCCAGGAUUGCACUUCGUGGUCGCUGGGAACAUCUACAAACUGAAUCCCCUCGGAUGUUUAAGCACGUCCAUCCUCAGUGUUUGUAAGGUGCAACAACCUACUCUUCACCAUGUAAAACAAAACCUCUCUGCUUUCUGUAAGCCAACUUUUUCUUUUGGUCUCGGAUGAAGUCUAAUUUACCAAGUUAGGUUGGCUGGUUGGUUACUUUUUAUUUAUCUGAAUGACAUUCUUAAUGAAACUGAUAUUUAAAAACUGUUUUACCAGCAUAUUACAGAACAUCCUGCAAGGAAAGAGCAAUGCAGAUACAGCAGCAAUAAUUGUGUUUUGUAGUUCUUUUUCUCCUCAUUAUCUCUGUACUUGUGUUGAGUAGGUGAGAUUUUAAUAUUGUCCUGAAGUCCGCUCUAGCAAAAACAUUAGCUAAAAAUAAUGUUUGGAGUACUUGGUAAAGCAAUUAUCAAACUGGCUCUUUGUUCCUUCACUGGUUAUUCUGUAUUAUUUCUGGGAUGUGACUAUUCACGUCUUAAAACCACCUUCUAAACCAUACAAAAAACCCAUGUACAUGGAUUCUGCUUUUAGAGAAAAAAAUAAAGAUUCAUUU